This is a messenger RNA of Aphanomyces astaci, 630 nucleotides long. RefSeq lists its product as hypothetical. The record is from RefSeq and is a predicted model, not a curated record. NCBI's taxonomy places the organism in Eukaryota, Oomycota, Saprolegniomycetes, Saprolegniales, Verrucalvaceae. Bases 56 to 541 code for a protein of 161 amino acids. The transcript has 4 exons.
GUUUACUGUACUCUCUGUAGUCAGCAAGCUGUUAUUUCCGCGAACCGUCGUGACCAUGAAGAUCUAUGUCCUGACAUGCUGUGCGGUGCUACACUUGGCGACUGGCACAGAGCUAGUCCCUUCGCAUGAUGGCCUUCGUUUUGUGAAGCCUACGACCUGCGAUGAGAGGGAAUGUCCCCACGGCGGCUGUGUCUUCCGCGACUGCAACGAGCCGGUCUCGUGCAAGGGGGGGCUUUGCGACUUCAUCAAUUGCAAGAGCCCUGAUUGCGGCGGCGGCGUGUGCACCAUCGUAGAAGCCGAAGACGGGUCGUGCCCUGGUGGGCUGUGCAACUUUGUCAAGCCCAAGCGUUCCUUGAAAGAAGAUUACUGCACGGGUGGUCUUUGUUUGGUGGACAGCAAGGGCCAAGUGUCGUCACCAGGCUCGCUAAAUGUCAUCCCGCAAGAGACUGCGAGACCCACGCCCACGGAAGCUCCCGUGAUUGCACCGACGCCAGACCAGCAAUCCCCUGUGGCGUCCCAAGCCACAACCGACGCCGCCUAAGUGUCAAUACCUAAGGCCCCUGCAUAGCUCCUAAGUACUUCUAGUACGAAGUAUAUAGACAUACGUGUUUAGAAAGGGCUCUUUUCGUG